UUUAUGUGACUACAUAUGGAAGUCAUCAAUUUUAUUGUAUUAAGUUUCUUGUAAACGUGGACACUAAUGUUAGACACUGAUUUAGCAAGCCAGGACUUUUUGAUGUGUUUGGCAGUCGCUUAGGGACAGCUCCUUUUAACAGUAGCUACAAAUACUUAAUGCUCCCACCCUUAGAUGUUAUCACUUUUCUUGAUAGUGGAAACACAAUUUGGUUAUAGAUCCAUAUCUUGGCUAAGAUAAUUUAGUUAAUGUUCUAGUUCGAUAGCUGAGUGUUGUGUAGCCAACGUACAUUAGCUAUCACUGAGAUAGCUAAAGAUAGCUUGUCGCCAAAAAUAUUUACAGGAGUUGCCUACAUACCUAAAAUAAUUAACCAUGUGAUUCACGAAACUGACAAACUGAGCUAUAUUUUAUAGAAAGGAUAGCAUCUGGAUAUUGAUAGAUUUAGAUGUAGAUUUGUACAAAAAUGUUAGAUUUGGCGGGAGUUUGCUCACCACCAAAUGCUUUGUUCCACGCCAAGAAUGAAAACUUGGUUUCCACAAAAAUGGGAACCAUGUCGUUGAUUGAUAAAGAAAACACACCACCUUCUUCGAACACGACGAGAAUUUUGGCUUCCAGGACGGCGCGCAAAAUUUUUGACUCCGAGGAAAGACCAAAAACAGAGGAGCCUCUUCUAAAGGAAAAUCCAUGCCGCUUUGUCAUCUUCCCCAUUCAAUACCAUGAUAUCUGGCAGAUGUACAAGAAGGCAGAGGCCUCUUUCUGGACAGCUGAAGAGGUUGACCUGUCCAAAGACCUUCAGCACUGGGAUUCUCUGACAGAUGAUGAGAGACAUUUCAUUUCUCAUGUGUUGGCAUUCUUUGCUGCGAGUGAUGGUAUUGUCAAUGAAAAUUUGGUGGAGCGCUUUACCCAGGAAGUCCAAGUAACGGAAGCGCGCUGUUUCUAUGGUUUCCAAAUUGCCAUGGAGAACAUUCAUUCUGAGAUGUACAGCCUUCUUAUUAACACCUACAUCAAAGAUUCCAAAGAGAGGGAGUAUCUCUUCAAUGCCAUUGAGACUCUGCCUUGUGUGAAGAAGAAGGCUGACUGGGCCCUCAACUGGAUUGGCAACAGAGAAGCUCAAUAUGGUGAGAGAGUGGUGGCCUUUGCUGCUGUGGAGGGCAUCUUUUUCUCUGGCUCUUUUGCUGCAAUUUUCUGGCUAAAGAAAAGGGGCCUCAUGCCUGGCCUUACCUUCUCCAACGAACUCAUCAGUAGAGAUGAGGGUCUUCACUGUGACUUUGCAUGUUUAAUGUUCAAGCACUUGGUGAAUAAACCUCCUCAAUCAACAGUCCAGAAAAUCAUUAUGAAUGCAGUUCAGAUUGAACAGGAGUUCCUGACCAAGGCUUUGCCAGUUAAGCUGAUUGGCAUGAACUGUGACCUAAUGAAGCAAUACAUUGAGUUUGUGGCUGAUAGACUGAUGUUGGAGUUGGGCUUCAGUAAGAUAUAUAAAGUAGAAAACCCCUUUGACUUCAUGGAGAACAUUUCCUUGGAGGGGAAGACCAACUUUUUUGAGAAGCGGGUGGGCGAGUACCAGAGGAUGGGAGUCAUGUCUGGGUCCACAGACAACACUUUCAGGCUUGAUGCUGACUUCUGAAGUGAAUGGACACUAAUUGUUUUAACAUUUGGAGGUAACUACUGAUCACCUCCAUGCUUCAUUCUGCAAAUUGUUACUCUCAAAAGGACUGCUGGAUGGGCACUGGGACAUCUCUGUGUGUGUGUGUGUGUGUGUGUGUAUAUAUAUUGUAAAUAUAUCAAACUUUCAAUAUACAUUAUGCCUUUUUAACUUGUCAUUUUUUGUUCAUAUAAUUUUCAGUAAGAUUGCUCAACCAGUGCUGCAUAUUUAUAAUUUGUACAAACUUCAUAAUUCUUGCUUUGACUUUUUUGAACAGACUUGUCAGUU
This is a messenger RNA of Electrophorus electricus (electric eel), 1930 nucleotides long. The record is from RefSeq and is a predicted model, not a curated record. NCBI's taxonomy places the organism in Eukaryota, Metazoa, Chordata, Actinopteri, Gymnotiformes, Gymnotidae.